Teleopsis dalmanni is the source of this 1406-nucleotide messenger RNA. RefSeq names its product cuticle protein 16.5. The record is from RefSeq and is a predicted model, not a curated record. The coding region runs from base 508 to 1200 and encodes 230 amino acids. The transcript has 3 exons. NCBI's taxonomy places the organism in Eukaryota, Metazoa, Arthropoda, Insecta, Diptera, Diopsidae.
UAGUUUCUUUGGGAUAUUUCACAUUUUACUUCAGCGCAGAUAUUUCAUGUUACAAGUAUUUUUCAUUUUUCAUUUUUCAUUGAAAUGCGUAAGAGAAACAAUUAUGGCGAUUCCGGUGUAGCGACGAAAUACGUUACAACUGCUCUUGGCCAGUCACAGUUAAUGCAUCUUUUGUCUGUCCAACUAAUAUGUGGCUUCUUAGCUGAAGCCAAGAGUGCGUGCCUCAGUAACUACAGGCCUACAGGCCAAUGGUUGAACGCUUAAAACGAUUCUGUGAUCUUUUUGCUUGAUUGUGCGUUUAUCUAUUUUCUAUGUGCAUUUUUUCUUCUAAUUUUCAUUACUUACAUAUAAUAUUUUGUUGCACUAAACUGAAUCGAAGUAUAAAAGUAUCUCAAGUUUUUGAAUUGCAAUGCAGUUUCAUUACAUAUUGCUUAGUGAAAAGUUCGAGAUUUCGUUUACGCAUUAACCACCGCUUCGAUCUUAGCUACUAACUAUUUUCGUACAAAUAUGAAGUUUCUGAUUCUUCUCGGCUUAAUUGCUGCAUCAGCUGCCGCCCCAGGCGGUUUACUUGAUUAUGGACAUGAUCUCUCAUAUGCCGCACCAGCUGUUGGCUAUGCACAUGCAGGCCCCGUUGCCGUAGCUGCAGCACCAACUAUUGUCAAAUCAAUUGCUGCUGCGCCUGUUGCAGUAGCAGCCCCUGUAGCUGUUUCUGCUCCUGUUGCUGUAAAAGCAAUCGCCGCUCCAGCAGCUACGAGUUAUUCAUCAUUUACUCCCGCCAUUUCAUAUUCCGCUGCACCUGUCGUAAAAUAUGCAGCCGCUGCUCCUGCUAUAUCAUAUGCCGCUGCUGCUCCCGCCAUCUCAUAUUCUGCUGCACCUGUUGUAAAAUAUGCAGCCGCAGCUCCUGCUAUAUCAUAUGCCGCUGCUGCCCCUGCUAUAUCCUAUGCAGCUGCAGCUCCCGCCAUUUCUUAUGCCGCCGCACCGACUGUAGUCAAAUACGCCGCCGCUGCACCUACAUACACAGUAGCCGCUGCACCAUCGAUCGUCAAAUACGCCGCACCUGCAGUUUCACUCGGUAGUUAUGGUGGCUUUUCCAGCUAUGGCGGCUACGGGGGUUAUGGUGGUUAUGGUGGUUAUGGAGGUUAUGGAGGUUAUGGAGGUUAUGGAGGUUAUGGCCAUGGCUACGGUCAUCUGUUGCAUUAAUUUUCUCAUAAUCACUCACAUAACGACGAAGGAUAAUCGGCCGAAGGAUAAUAAGGAUAAACGUCAUUUCUACAAUAUGCCAGAGUCAUUUUAAUAUUCUUAUGUUAACAUUUAGUAUUUCUAAAAUAUUUGAAAAAACAAAUAAAAAUAAUGGAGCAUCAACGUGAACCUCAGAACAACGAAGGAGUAAAAAUAACAGCAACAAC